Panicum hallii is the source of this 963-nucleotide messenger RNA. Its product is annotated as polyubiquitin-like. Gene Ontology annotation, biological process: modification-dependent protein catabolic process; protein ubiquitination. The transcript is spliced from 2 exons. The record is from RefSeq and is a predicted model, not a curated record. Gene Ontology annotation, molecular function: protein tag activity; ubiquitin protein ligase binding. Bases 1 to 963 code for a protein of 320 amino acids. Lineage: Eukaryota; Viridiplantae; Streptophyta; Magnoliopsida; Poales; Poaceae. Gene Ontology annotation, cellular component: cytoplasm; nucleus.
AUGGGCUCCCGCCAGGAGCAGCAGCGCCACAGCAGCUACAAGAUCUAUGUCAAGAUGAUGAAAACUGUACCGCUUGAUGUUGAAUACACUGAUAGGGUCGAUCAGGUGAAGGCUAAAAUUGGUGCCAUUGAGGGGAUUGACAAGGGUCAGCAAGAGCUCUUUUUUGCUGGAAUUCACUUGAAGAAUGACAACGUGAUCACUGAUUAUGGCAUCAUGGCCAACUCUUCUGUUGACCUCUAUGUAACUGAUGGGAUUCAAAUAUCUGUCAAGAUACCCUCUGUUGGAAAGACUAUCAAGCUCGAUGUGAAGAAAUCCCAAAGUGUCGCUGACAUCGAACAGAAGGGUGGGAUUCCUCGGAAUGAACAAAUCCUGAUGCACGCAGGCCGACAGCUUGAGGAUACUCAGUUUGGUUUGGGCAAUGGUCAGACGCUGCAUGUUCUGAUUUGUCCGACUGAAAAGCUGCAUAUAUCUGUCAAUGUUGAGGGUGAAAGAACUUUGAAUCUCGAUGUAAAAAGCUGGUAUACUAUUGCUGAUGUCAAGUUGAUGAUUGAGACCAUGUUGGGUUUACCUGCCUUCAUGCAGACUCAAUCUGGCGGUGAUGCAGAACUUGAGGACACUCAGAUACUGAAGAGUCUACAUGUCGAGAACGGAGAGGUCCUCAUGUUGUACCAGAGUGUCCAGUUGUUCAUCAAGACUUGGGAAGGGAAGACGUUAACAAUGUCAGUGAAAAUGUCUGGCAUGACAAAGGAUGCCAUGAAGAAAAUCGAAGAAAAGCUGCCACUUAAGGAAGGUGUCUAUUAUCUACACUACAGGGGCCGUGUUCUAUCUCCUGGGGACACUCUUCGGAAGUCUAAGAUUGGGAGCAAUUCUACCAUUGAAGUCCGCCUCCAGAAUGUUGAGGAGUAUUGCAAAAAAGAAAGAAGCGCCGGGGAGCUAGCUAGUUGGGCCAGGAGACUGAACUAA